UGAGUGUGUAUGUGUGUGUGUGUUAAUCCCACUCUGCCGUGGUCAGGUGAUCCGGCGCUGAGCAGCUGUACAGCCUCGGUAUCGCUCACCAUCAGACAACGGGAGACACCGGCGCUGAGCAGACUCGUUUUCUCGCCUGACGCAAAGCUUUAGAAAACGGUGCGGUAUAACGCUAGCCUGUAGGAGCGUUGUUUUAGCGAAAAGGCAUGGGGGACCGAGUAGCUUUACUGCUGCUGGUUUUAGCGGCUUCGGCUCUGGCUGUCGAGGUGCCUACAGAUGUUUCGAUGGGCCUGUUGGCAGAGCCCCAGGUGGCCAUGUUUUGUGGUAAACUCAACAUGCACAUCAACGUCCAGACUGGCAAGUGGGAGCCGGACCCCUCGGGCACAAAGAGCUGCAUCGGUACCAAGGAGGGCAUCCUGCAAUACUGCCAGGAGGUUUACCCUGAACUCCAGAUUACCAACGUGGUGGAGGCCAAUCAACCAGUCAGCAUCCAGAACUGGUGCAAGAAGGGGCGCAAGCAGUGUCGCAGUCACAUGCACAUCGUGGUGCCUUACCGCUGCCUAGUGGGAGAAUUUGUGAGCGAUGCUCUGCUUGUUCCUGAUAAGUGCAAGUUCCUGCACCAGGAGCGCAUGGAUCAGUGUGAGAGCCACCUGCACUGGCACACUGUAGCCAAAGAGUCCUGCGGAGACCGCACCAUGAACCUCCACGACUAUGGGAUGCUGCUGCCGUGCGGCAUCGACCGCUUCCGAGGAGUGGAGUUUGUGUGCUGCCCCGCUGAGGCGGAGCGUGACGCCGAUAGUGCUGAGCAGGAUCCUGAUGAUUCUGAUGUCUGGUGGGGCGGAGCGGAGACCGACUACUCUGACAACAGUAUGGUGCGUGAGCCAGAGCCAGUGGAGCAGCAAGAGGAAACAAAGCCAUCUGUGGUAGACGAGGAUGAGGACGAGGAGGAAGAGGUGGCAGAGGAAGAGGAGGAAGAGGAAGAGGAUGAAGAAGAGGACGUGCUGGACAAUGACCAGGAUGGAGAUGGAGAGGAAGAUGAGGAGCUGGUGGACGACGAGGACGAAGAGGAAGACGAUGACAAUGAUGACGACAUCCUCGACUCGCUCAUCGACGGUGAGCCGACUACCAACGUUGCCAUGACGACAACCACCACCACCACCACAGAGUCUGUGGAGGAAGUUGUCAGGGAUGUGUGCUGGGCCAGUGCAGAGACAGGUCCAUGCCGGGCGAUGCUGCCCCGCUGGUACUUUGACCGCGAGGAAGGCCGCUGUGUUCAGUUUAUCUACGGCGGCUGUGGAGGCAACAGGAAUAACUUUGAGUCAGAGGCGUACUGCCUGUCUGUCUGCAGCAGCGUCAUUCCCACAGCAACGCCCAGCUCCUCCGAUGCAGUGGACCACUACCUGGAGACGCCCGCUGACGAGAAUGAACAUGCACACUUCCAGAAGGCCAAAGAGAGUCUGGAGGCCAAGCACCGUGAGAGAAUGUCCCAGGUGAUGAAGGAGUGGGAAGAGGCCGAGCGGGAAGCCAAGACUCUUCCACGUGCUGAAAAGAAGGCCGUGAUUCAGCGUUUCCAAGAGAAGGUAGAAGCACUGGAGCAAGAGGCAGCCAGCGAGCGCCAGCAGCUGGUGGAGACUCACAUGGCCCGGGUGGAGGCUCUGCUGAACGACCGCCGCCGCCUGGCUCUGGAGAGCUACCUGACUGCAUUGCAGCAGGAUCCACCCCGGCCCCGGCAUGUUUUCAGCCUGCUGAAGAAGUACGUGCGCGCUGAGCAGAAGGACAGGCAACACACCCUCAAACACUUCGAGCACGUCCGCAUGGUGGAUCCCAAGAAGGCCGCCCAGAUUAGACCUCAGGUGCUGACCCACCUGCGCGUUAUUGAGGAGCGCAUGAACCAAUCUCUCGGACUCCUCUACAAAGUGCCCGGUGUGGCUGAUGAUAUCCAGGACCAAGUCGAGCUCCUGCAGAGGGAGCAGGCAGAGAUGGCUCAGCAGCUGGCUAACCUGCAGACAGACGUAAGGGUGAGCUAUGGAAAUGACGCCCUGAUGCCCGACCAGGAGCUGGGAGAUGGCCAGACCGACCUGUUGCCGCAGGAAGACACUCUGGGACUGGCUGGAGUCGGCUUCAUUCACCCUGAGAGCUUCAACCAGCCCAAUACCGACAACCAGGUUGAGCCAGUAGACUCCCGCCCCAAUCUCGACGGAGGCAUUCCAACACGACCAGUGACUGGAAUGAAGAUGGAAGCUAUUCCUGAGAUGCGGAUGGAGACUGAGGACAGACAGAGCACAGAGUACGAAGUUCGCCACCAGAAACUGGUCUUCUUCGCAGAGGAUGUGGGCUCCAACAAGGGCGCCAUCAUCGGCCUGAUGGUCGGAGGCGUCGUCAUAGCAACCGUGAUCGUCAUCACCCUGGUGAUGCUGAGAAAGAAACAGUACACCUCCAUCCACCACGGAGUCAUCGAGGUGGAUGCUGCCGUCACCCCCGAGGAGCGCCACCUGUCAAAGAUGCAGCAGAACGGUUACGAGAACCCAACCUACAAGUUCUUCGAGCAGAUGCAGAACUGAGGAGGAUAUCACAUGUACACAUACGUAAACACACACAAAAAACAACAACAAAUGCACACAAACCAUUCUCAUCCCACACAUCGUCACCUCCCCUCCCCUUACCUUCCCUCCUCUUCCCUUCCCCAGCCCUCCCUUCAACCAAAAGACGGAUCUUUAAGUGACUGAAAUAGUCAGUUACGAGCACAAGGAGCGACUGUAGCAUGGGGUUGUUUUUUUUUUUCUUUCUCUUCUCUCUCUCUUUUUUUUCUUACACUGCGGCCAAGCCACUCUGCACCAAGUUUGUUCACUUUACUGGAGCAAGACGCCUUUUUAAUUAAAGGAAGGAGUUUUUAUACGUUGCUCCGUCAGGGCCUGCUGAUGUAUGGAGGGGAAAGAAAAACCUUAAAACAAGCAAAGCCCCUGCCCGGUGCAUGGAAACAAACCCGUUCUCUUGGGGAAGACGAGCACACGUUCGCUCUCUCUCAACACUGAUUCAGGGCCAGUGUGUAGUUGGGUUUAUUAUGUUUAUUUUUAGGCUCGGGUCGCUUUUAGGUGUGGACUUUGUAAGCAGAUCCGACCGCUGAUCAGUAGGGUGUUUAGACGCAUGCUGGCCUCGGCCUUUGUUAUUAAAAUAAUUUAAAAAAUUGUUGCAUGCAGAAUCAUCAGAAUCGAGCAGUUUCCUCUGAAUCGUUUUUGUUUUUGCGUAUUCGUAAUGAUGAUAUGAUUUUGGAAAUAUAGCAGCACCAUGAUUUUUACGAGGCCCAGUGUUUUCCUCGCCUACUGCACCACUACUGCACACUCUCUACAGUCUACACUGGAGUAUAAA
Pundamilia nyererei is the source of this 3366-nucleotide messenger RNA. RefSeq names its product amyloid beta (A4) precursor protein a (gene appa). Gene Ontology annotation, molecular function: serine-type endopeptidase inhibitor activity; transition metal ion binding; signaling receptor binding. Gene Ontology annotation, cellular component: cell surface; early endosome; membrane raft. Lineage: Eukaryota; Metazoa; Chordata; Actinopteri; Cichliformes; Cichlidae. Gene Ontology annotation, biological process: axonogenesis; central nervous system development. The record is from RefSeq and is a predicted model, not a curated record. The coding region runs from base 207 to 2561 and encodes 784 amino acids. The transcript has 17 exons.